Molecule: messenger RNA, 1895 nt
Organism: Mya arenaria
Lineage: Eukaryota; Metazoa; Mollusca; Bivalvia; Myida; Myidae
Product: receptor-type guanylate cyclase gcy-21-like
Exons: 6
Coding region: 111-1895 (594 amino acids)
Biological process (GO): receptor guanylyl cyclase signaling pathway; cGMP biosynthetic process; intracellular signal transduction
Molecular function (GO): guanylate cyclase activity; peptide receptor activity
Source: RefSeq, a predicted model, not a curated record
AGCUCUUGGCAGUGGUAUUUAUUCCACUUUUCAGCGGAUGGGCUUUCACUCUGUACUCGAUCACAGACAAUGUCAUUGAAAAGGAUUACACUGUUGAUGCGCAGGGAACGAUGCUUAGGGCCUUAUAUCUAGGACGGCUUAUCUUUCACAUACAGAAAGAGAGGGAUAUGUCAACUCUGUACAUAAGCAAAAUAGGUCCGGGAACCAAAUCCUUCCUUAUUGAGGAAUACGAUAAAACUGACAAUGCAUUUGCGGAGAUGUGGGAUUGGCCGUUGGAAUUUGCGACUAACCCGAGCAAAAACUUCAGGACGAAAAAGAAGCUGCUGAAUUACAUCAAUGCUCACCGUACGGCUCUAGACCCUGCAAACUCCAGUGUUUUUAAUGAGAUACAAUUUUACAUGGAUAUAAUUGAUUUUCUGAUGGAAUGGAUGGUGGACAACAUCAAAGACAGUGGUUUUGGGAAUACCUGGAAGACGCUGGUGGUGUUUCAGAAGAUCACAAGAUGUACGUUAGAUUCCGGAGCAGAACGAGCUUAUGGAGCCAUGUUCUAUGCGCAUGGCAAUUUUCCGAAUGAUUCUUUCUACGAGUUUUACUCUCGCCGACUUUCGAGGUUUAUCUACAACUACAGAAGUGCAACAUAUUAUUCAGAUUUGGUUGACCCUCUUCUUGACGAGCGAACUGAUCAAAAAGUCUACACAGAGUCUAUUAGAAACUUGAGGUAUGAAGUGAAAAGAAGUAAUUCCAAUGCAGAUUAUACGUCUCUAGAAAAGGCCCAAGCAUAUUUUGAUAAUGCUACGUUCAGGAUUGACUAUCUCUAUGCGCUGCAAGAAAAGAUUGCUAAUAGAGUUGUGCGUCGAAUUAACACAACAAUUACGAAAUAUACAACGGAUAUAGCCAUCUACAGCGUUGUUGCGGCUGUAAUUGUUGCAGUUUGCCCUGUCAUAGUAUUUUUUCUCGAAAGUUUGACAAGCAAUAUGCAGUCGUUCUCUAAAACCUUAGUCAAAGCCUCAACGAACCUCAACGAAGAGAAAAGCAGGACAGAUUCGCUCAUAUACCAAAUGUUGCCGAAAUCAGUUGCAGAUCGGCUUAAACGAAAUUCAAAGGUGGAUUCCGAAUUUUUCAAAUCGGCGACUGUCAUGUUCACCAGCAUUGUUAGUUUCACCCAACUCAGUAUAGAAUACACGCCGAUGGAUUUGGUAGAACUCCUGAAUGUCUUGUAUACGACAAUGGACAGCAGAUUGGAAAAACACGAUGUUUAUAAAGUGGAGACCAUCAAUGAUACAUACAUGGUUGUUUCAGGUGUUCCCCUUCCAAAUGGCGCCAGACACGCGACGGAGAUAGCUUAUCUCGCCCUCGACAUUGUCAGCAUGCUGAAACAGCAGGCGAUUCCCGUGCCGCGUAUCAAAGCACCCAUCCAGCUCCUUGUAGGAGUAAGCUCAGGUUCCGUGUCUGCCGGAGUGGUAGGAACCGUCAUGCUACGUUACUGUCUAUUUGGCGAUACGGUGAAUAUUGCAUCCCGAAUGCGGUCAUGUGGACUGCCGAACAUGAUACAUAUCAGCGAUUCAACAUACAUAAACCUCAAGAAAACUGGGAACUUUACCAUAAAGAGUCGAGGCUGCAUAACUGUCAAAGGUAAAGGGGAUAUGAAUACAUAUUGGCUCGUUGACGCGCAACAACCCAGAACUGGAGACUCAGCUAGUGAUGUAUGGCAGCUUCCAGGAGAGGCCGACAGAAUGUCACUUGCCAGUCCACCAGAUGUGGCUAAUGAAACCAGAAGCGAAAAUCCAAGGAGGUACGGAAAGAAAGCACAUAGGAAAUUUUCAUCGGUCCGGAUGGGGAGCGGGCCCAGGGAGGGCGGCUCUUGGGAGAUACGUGAAGAAUGGGCAUCCAAAUGA